Molecule: messenger RNA, 4899 nt
Organism: Megalops cyprinoides (Indo-Pacific tarpon)
Lineage: Eukaryota; Metazoa; Chordata; Actinopteri; Elopiformes; Megalopidae
Gene: slc4a11
Product: solute carrier family 4 member 11
Exons: 21
Coding region: 106-2694 (862 amino acids)
Biological process (GO): transmembrane transport; monoatomic anion transport; monoatomic ion homeostasis
Cellular component (GO): plasma membrane; basolateral plasma membrane
Molecular function (GO): solute:inorganic anion antiporter activity
Source: RefSeq, a predicted model, not a curated record
CGUGCGCGCAGGCAGCAGGGGAGCGUAGCAGCAGCGAUCUCGCAUUCAUCAGGUCGAGGUUAGAAGACCGCCAUGGGUUGACCACUCGGAGUGCGCACCCGAACCAUGGAAUCCAACAAAGUUCUUCAUUUUGUGCCGUCGGAGGCACCACCUUCUGGAAUGUCCAAGAAUGGAUACUUCUUCCAAGAGAUGGAGCUGCAAGAAGGGGAGCAGGAGGAUGGCUGUGAAGGCAGGGAGGAGGGGCAGGAUUCGCCCAUUGCCUGCGGGGAUGACAUCCACCUGUAUGACUCCCAGAUACAUCCAGUGGGCCCAGAUUCUGAUGACUCUGGAUGUGUGUUGCUGAACACUUCAAGAAAAUAUGUGAAGCUGAUGAACUUUGAGGAGGAAGUGCGCGCCCACCGGGACCUGGACGGCUUCCUGGCGCGGGCCAGCAUCCUGCUGGACGAGACAGCAGCCUCGCUGGACGACGUGCUGAAGCGGAUGCUGCACCACGUGGGCCAGGACAGCCACGCAGAUGAGCCCGGCUGCAACUUUGAGGAGGUCAUGAGCAUGCUGUUCACUGACGCUGGGGCCCAGGAGGUCAAUGACAAAUCUCAAAGUUUCGUUUUCUUUGACGACGUACACCUGCUGUCUGAAACCAUCCAGGGAGUGACGGCCACAGCUACUGGAGUUCAGUACCAGCAGUCUUGGCUCUGCAUCCUUUGCAAUGUGAAGAGCCUCCAGAGGCGUCAUGUGUGCAUCUCCCGCCUGGAGAGGCCGCAGAAUUGGGGGGAGAACUGCUGCGAAGUUCGCUAUGUCAUCCUCAUCCUGGCCCCGCACAAAAUGAAAAGCACCAAAACAGCCAUGGAGCUUGGCCGCACCUUCGCCACCAUGUUCUCGGACAUUACCUUCAGGCAGAAACUGCUGGAGACGAAGACCCAAGAGGAGUUCAAGGAGGCCCUGGUGAUGCAGAGGCACCAGCUGACCGCUGCCAAUCAGAAACCCGCCACCAUGGGGGAGGAGGAGACGGACCCGCAUAGCAAUAAGCCUCUGAAGUGCAAAGACUUCCUGAGAGCCGGCAGGGGGAUUUAUGAGGACCUGUGUCGCCGGCUGCCCCUCUACCCCUCAGACUUCACAGACGGUGUGAUCGGGGGUAACAAGACCCUUCUCAAGUAUGUGACCACCGCCAUCUUCCUCUACAUCGCCAUCUUGCUGCCCGCCCUCGCCUUCGGCUCGCUGAACGACGAGAGCACUCGAGGAGAGAUCGAUGUCCAGAAGACGAUUAUUGGCCAGAGCAUUGGGGGGGUCAUCUACUCCCUAUUUGCAGGGUCACCGCUGGUCAUCCCUCUGACCACUGCGCCUCUUGCCAUCUUCAUCAGUGUGAUCCGGGGGAUCUGUGACGACUACGACCUGGACUUCCCUGCCUUCUACGCCUGCAUCGGCCUGUGGAACAGCUUUUUCCUUAUCUUGGGCGGUGUCUUCAACGUCAGUCUGCUCAUGAAGCUCUUCAAACGGUCAACAGAGGAGGUAAUUGCUCUGUUCAUCUCUAUCGCCUUCGUGGGGGAUGCGGUGAAAGGCACCAUAAAAAUCUUCCAUAAGUACUACCAUGCCCCCACGCUGGUGAACGGCAGCAUAGAGGAGCUCCACCGGAUGCAGGAGAUGCUGAUGCAGGGGGAGAACACCACAGCAAACACUACAGCAACAGGGAGUAACGGCAGGCCCAUCACGUUGCCGGAGUCCUUCAUCCUGUGCACCAGAGAGAGACCAGUGCUCUGCCUGCUGCUGAUGCUGGGCACGCUGUGGCUGGGAUACACCCUCUACCAGUUCAAGAGGAGCCCAUUCCUCCAUGCCAAAGUGAGGGAGGUGCUGUCAGACUGCGCACUGCCCAUCUCCGUGCUCAUGUUCUCCUUUGUGGGCUCCUACUUGUUCAACGACAUUGAGCUUCCAGUGUUCAAUUUCCACGAAGGCCCCAUGUUCACUGUGGCGCCUUUUGAGAAACUUUCCGCCAUGAACAUUGUGAGUGCCAUGGGGCUGGGCUUCCUCCUUGCCUUGCUCAUCUUCAUCGACCAGAACAUUGUGGUGUCCCUCACCAAUGCCCCUGAGAACAGGUUACUGAAGGGUACAGCUUACCACUGGGACCUUAUGCUCUCUGGCUUCAUUAACAUCCUGAUGUCAGUGCUGGGGUUGCCGUGGAUGCACGCUGCCUUCCCCCACUCCACACUGCAUGUGCGGCAGCUGGCCUAUGUGGAGCAGCGUGUGGAAGGAGGACACCUCUACGAGACGAUCGUGAGUGUGAAGGAGACUCGGCUCACCUCGCUGGCGGCAAACAUCUUCAUCGGGGUGUCGGUGUUCCUACUGCCCGUCCCCCUACAGUGGAUCCCCAAGCCUGUGCUCUACGGCCUCUUCCUCUACAUUGCCCUCACCUCUAUUGAUGGCAACCAGAUGUGUGACCGCAUGGCUCUGCUCCUCAAGGAACAGACAUCCUACCCCCCAACCCACUACAUCCGUAAGGUUCCUCAGAGGAAGAUCCACUACUUUACAGCUCUGCAGAUGGUGCAGCUGCUGAUCCUUUGCGCAUUUGGGAUGUACCCUCUGCCCUACAUGAAGAUGAUCUUCCCCCUGCUAAUGAUCCUGCUCAUUCCCAUCAGGAACAACCUGCUUCCCAGAGUCAUCGAGGCCAAGUACCUGGACAUCAUGGACGCCCAGCACAUGUAAAGAAAGACUGUUAUGGAACAGAGAGGUUGUUUCCCAUGAUACCUGAGGAAGUGGAGCAUAUCGUAACUGUAAGCAGUGUUGAUGUGUGCAGAGCGCUUGGACUGAGGGCUGUGGCCACAGGAAUGAGUGACAGGUGACCCAGGGAAGUGUGUACCAACUGUGGACAGACCAAGCCUAUCUUCCUGCUUUCGUCUCCUCCCUUCCUGUAAUACCCAUCCCCUUUGAUUUCAGCACCAAAGCUUAGCACAUAUAGAAGUCAUCCCUAUAAUUCUGUUGACCAGUCAGUCACUCUGGCAGGAAGAUCCCAGUUUUGUCAUGAUAACGUUGAGUUGCCUGUCUGGAGCUGUUAUUGGGACCAAAUUUCCAAGCGAUUGCAUUUUUUUUCUCCUCUUUUCACACCUCUGUACGUGAUGGUUGUUUCUGUUUAUUAAGUGACUUGCUUUUGACCUCUCAGGCAGAAUCUACAGGUUGUUCAGUGUGUGUAGUGGAGUGUUGAAGGAUCCACUGUUGACAUGUUGUCUACACACAGGCCAGUGCGCUCACCCACAUACACUUUCAUGAAGACUGAAAGACAAACAAGAGCGCAGAAAAGAAAAAGUCACACACACGCGCACGCAUACACACACACACACACACACACACACAUAUCUACAGAGUUGACAGAGUAGACCGUUUCUGUUUCAGCACAUCAAUGUCCAAGAGCUCCAGUAAUGGUACAGUGCACCAUUAUUGCUAUUAGUAAAACUUAACUUAACUUAACUUAACAAACAAGGCUUCCAGUUGUACUCCUCAGUAGUAUACCAAAGCAAUAUCUUCAUAAACAAAUUGAAAACAUGAGAAAUGUGUAUUUUUGCAGUGUAUCAAAUUGAAUUAAGUUAUCAAUUCAAGUUAUUCAUUCAUUCAAGGGAGCAUUUACCUCUGUUCUCCUGGCUUUGAAGGAACAAGACAGCAGUCUGUCUUUUGCUACUCUUCUUUCACCAAUCAGGCGAUUCCUACUGUGUGCUCACACAGUAAUCUGAACAGCAGAGAUGGCAGCAAAGAUGGUGCCCACAGGGUUAGGCCCAGCCAUAGGCCAUAGGGAGCACCAGCAGGGGCAGCAGCGCUCCUUGGUCAGCAGGGUGAGCUGGACUGCUCCAGGCUGAUAACAUGGCUGAAAAGCAGUCCAGUCCAUGCUCCUCAGCCUCGUUGGCAGGGGGUUCCAAAGCGUUGCACAGAUUAACCUUUUUCACAUACCACUCCUGCUGUUUGUUUGAUUCAGGAAAAAAGUCUUUGACAGUGGAACCAAGCAUUUUCACAUCUUUCCAUUCUUCCUCUCAACAGUUUUUUUAAGCCUUAAAUCAGAGCCAAUUCUCCCGCCCAAACAUGAAUAACAAUGCAGCAAUAAAGACCGCCUAUGUUUUCCUUACUGUUGCUCUACAAUGCUGAUACCAGAGCUGCAGGUUGGAGCAGGAAAGAGUUGGCUAAUCAUAACCAUUUCAGAUCACACCAAGACAGUCUGUGGGCUGGAAUACUGUCUUUCAGUUAUAUGAUAAUGUGAAUAAUAUACAUUGUGAGGAACCUUUUGUUGCAUUUAUAGUUCCAUUGCUAACUGAUGCUGUCUCUUCUCAGUUUUGUUUCUGUCUUAAAAAUGGUGUAAGAUGCUGUUCAGUGCUAGCUGACUCAAACAUUAGAAUGGUUCACAAAAACAUGUUUUAGUAAAUCCUACCUUGCAGAAGCAAGAAAAAAGCUUGCUUACAAGUGACAGUACUGUUGUUGUUUCUUUAGUAUUCUGUCUGUAACAGGUAAAAUUGCUGUGAGAUUUUUCUUUUCAGUGACUCACAUGUACUACUUUGUUCUGUGAUUUCAGAUAUCAAUUAGUUUCAGAACUGUCAGAAAGUUUUCCUCUGUUGUACUCUGUUUUAUUGAGCUAAAACUGUACCCUAAAACUGUACCCCUCAUCCAACCAGCUGGGAUUCCUUAAGAAACUAUGUACUGUGCUGUUUUAUUAUUUUGAAAUACUUCUUUUAAUCAUGAAUGUAAAGUAUUUUAUAUUAUGCUUAGAAUAAAAUCAGUUUCUUAAUGUCAACAGUAAUUUUGUCACACAAAUAAGCUAAAUUUGUGAGCUGUAAAAUGUUUUAAAAAUCAGAAAAAAAAUGUCUAUCACAAGGAAUGUGUGGGCUCCACAAGGUAUGCUGUACACUGAAACGAUCAUUUCAAGCUGUUUAC